AUUGUAAAAAAAAUAAAAUAAAAGAUACAAUAAGAUGAACAUAAGAACGAAUAGUGUAGUGCAGUGCGUUGUAGUGUAAAGAGCCACAUAUAUCUGUGACAUUAGAACAUCUCUGUGAGUUAAAAUGCCGAUUCCGUAGUAACUCCCUGGCGUCUACUUAUAUUGCGCGGGAGUACAACCGCCAUUUGGUUUUGUUCUACUUUGUUACACUUUGUUUCCCUUUUUUUUUUUUAUCGUUAAUUCACGAUGUGCUGCCAUGGGGCUAGCUAAAAUAUGGCAACAGCUUUAACAUGAGCAAAGAGCUAAAGUCGUACAUGCUGAAAGCAAUGAAGGAAUAUCAGCACUAUUUUGAAAAGACAUCAACGAAAAAUUGCUACUUGGAGGAUAACAUCAGCUUGGUUAAAGAUUUAAAAAUCGACGAGGACAACGGCUACAAUGAAGAUAUUUUUUUGAAAAUACAAAAGCAGUUCCACAUGCACGACUUUUUCAACCUGUCUUUGUUAUUCCCGGUGAAAUUCUUUAACAAAAAUGGAAAGACGUUAGUGCAGUUAAUAUCAGAAGAUACCACUCAAAACGACUUGGAGUUGAUACAGGCCGUGCUUAAGAAUAUAGAGCAGAACGAACUGAACAAAUUAAACUUUUUCAACGUAGAAAAUAUAAUUUUUGAGCUAUUAGACGAAAUAAUAAGGCAAAUAACUGUAGAGUGUCCGAAGCGCGGUUUCGCCUUGCUAAUGUGA
Messenger RNA from Plasmodium vivax (malaria parasite P. vivax), 737 nucleotides. RefSeq lists its product as hypothetical. NCBI's taxonomy places the organism in Eukaryota, Apicomplexa, Aconoidasida, Haemosporida, Plasmodiidae. The transcript is spliced from 4 exons. The record is from RefSeq and is a predicted model, not a curated record. Bases 291 to 737 code for a protein of 148 amino acids.